Ylistrum balloti is the source of this 2822-nucleotide messenger RNA. Its product is annotated as probable ATP-dependent RNA helicase DDX53. Gene Ontology annotation, molecular function: ATP binding; RNA helicase activity; RNA binding. The transcript is spliced from 24 exons. NCBI's taxonomy places the organism in Eukaryota, Metazoa, Mollusca, Bivalvia, Pectinida, Pectinidae. The coding region runs from base 1 to 2523 and encodes 840 amino acids. The record is from RefSeq and is a predicted model, not a curated record.
AUGUGUGACGAGGAUUGGGAUGCUGAGAUCGACGGAGCGGAAUAUUCACAGACGGUGUACCAACCAACACAAGUGUUGACAAACUCAAAUAGAACACAGCCAAAACAGUGGGAUGCAUGGGAAAACAGCCAGUCAACCAGUUCAAGCGUCAGUGAACGGUCAUGUGGGAGGGGUUUCCAGUCAAGACCAGACAUUGAUAAUUGGAGAAUCCCUAGUAAUGAUAGGGGUUUUGGAAGAGGAGGGCUUGGAAAAGGAGGCUGGGGUUCAAGGGGACAGAAGGAUGAAAGUAGACAGAGUCGAGUGUCAAGAAAUGGAGAGACUUCAGGGGAUACAUUGGUCAUCUUUGUUCAGAAAUCACAUGUUGGAAGAAUAAUUGGAAAACAAGGAUCAAAGAUAAGAGAAUUAAGAAAUGAGACUGGAGCAACAAUUACGGUAUCUAGAAAUGAUAAUGGAAGUGGUGAGAACCAGGUUGAGAUAUCGGGCUCAGAGGAAGAACGCAAUAUGGCAAAAAGGAUGAUUGACAAACUGAUCUCUAGUUCAUUUGGAGCAGAUGGAGGUGGAGGAGGUGGAUUUGGUGGGGGUGGUGAUCGUUCUUGUUAUAGACGUGGAGAGCGUGGUCAUAUAUCCAGAGACUGUCCCUCAGAAUCAUCAAGUGGGCAGCGUUUUGGUGGAUCCAGAGAGGAUACAACGAGCAUGUUUGUCUAUAAUAAUGAUGUUGGAAAAAUCAUAGGUAAAGGUGGGUCAAAGAUCAGAGAGCUGCAGGAGCAAACUGGAGCAAGAAUCAAGGUUUCCAGAGAGGAGAAUGAUGACGGCGAGAACAAAGUGGAUAUACAGGGCUCAGAGGAAGCUCGUAAAAAGGCCAAAGAGAAGAUUGAAGAGCUCAUAAAGCCAUUCAGCACUAUGACCUCAAAAUAUAGCAGUAGCUCUAGUAUUGAUUCAUCACAAGACGCUCAACCUAAGAUCAACUGGGGCAUGAUCCGCUCGCAGCAAGAGGAGUACGCUCGCUUAAAGUUCCUGGGUUUACCAGAUAUAAGGAAAGAAUUUUACAUUGAGGAUCCAGCUGUGUCAAAUAUGUAUCCAGAUGAUGUCAAGAAAUUCAGGAAGGAAAACAAUAACAUUAUAGUGAUGGACCUGAGUAAGGAAGGUGAUCGACGGGUUCCAAAUCCUGUUCAGUCAUUUGAACAUGCUUUUCAGCAUUAUCCUGAAAUACUGGAUACGAUAUAUGCCCAAAAAUUCACAAAGCCAUCCCCUAUUCAGUCGCAGGCCUGGCCGGUCCUUCUACAGGGGAUGGACUUGAUUGGAAUAGCACAGACAGGAACAGGGAAAACUCUAGCAUUCCUGUUACCAGCCUUCAUACAUAUAGACCAACAGCCCAUACCUCGGGAAGAGAGAGGUGGACCCAAUGUACUGGUUCUGUCCCCAACUCGAGAACUUGCCUUACAGAUUGAGGCGGAAGUGAAGAAGUUUCACUACAAAGGAAUCAAGAGUGUUUGCGUGUACGGAGGUGGUAACCGCAGGGAACAGAUAAAUGUCAUUACUAAAGGCGUGGAAAUUAUUGUGGCCACGCCUGGACGCCUCAAUGACCUUAUCAUGAACAACAUUGUGUCAGUCAAGUCAGUCACAUUUCUAAUUCUGGAUGAGGCUGACCGAAUGUUAGAUAUGGGGUUUGAACCAGAAAUCAAAAAAAUUCUUUUGGAUAUCCGUCCUGAUAGACAAACUGUAAUGACGAGCGCUACCUGGCCUGAAGGAGUGCGACGCAUGGCCGACGCUUAUCUCACAGAUCCAUUCCAAGUAUUUGUAGGCUCCUUAGAUCUAGCAGCGGUCCACAGUGUUACACAACUGGUGGAAAUCAUUGAUGAUGAGGAAAAAAAAGACCGGGUUUCCUUCUUUGUACAGCAUGAGAUGGAACCAGACGACAAAGUCAUUAUAUUUGUUGGAAAGAAAGUUCUGGCUGAUGAUCUGUCCAGUGAUUUCUCUCUCAAUGGGAUAGACUGCCAGUGUAUCCAUGGUGACAGAGAACAAUGUGACCGUGAACAAGCUCUGGAGGAUUUUAAAACAGGAUACGUCAAGAUCCUCGUAGCCACAGAUGUAGCCUCACGAGGUUUGGAUGUCAAGGAUAUUACACAUGUUUUCAACUACGACUUUCCUCGUAACAUAGAAGAAUACGUCCACAGAAUUGGCAGAACUGGGAGAGCCGGUAAAACAGGAACAUCGUUGACCUUGAUGACAAGGAAUGACUGGAGGUCAGCACAACUCUUGAUUGACAUUAUGGAAGAAGCCAACCAGGAAAUUCCUCAAGACCUAUAUGAGAUGGCUGAAAGAUAUGAAAGAAUGAAGAAAAAGCGUGAAGAGGAGAGAGCAAGUGGUGGUGGAAGUCGGUUCGGGGGCGACAGGGGAAGGUCAAGAGGUGGUGACGAUGACUUUCUGGGUGGGUACAGUGGAUUUGGUGGAGGAAGACGAGGAGGUGGACGCAGGCGCGAUGACAGAUGUGGAGUGAUCAUAAAUACCUAUGGAAUUGCUUAAUUUGUGACAGCUAAAACCAAAAAUUGAAUAUACCUCACAGAGGGUCCAAGGAAUCCAUGGGACCACAAAGUGCAAAUGUGAUUCAUAUAUGGAAAGAAGUCCUUGUGUUUCAUUUUGUGCCAAUGUAAGCAUGAAGGCUGUUGUUGUUUGUGCUAUAACUCUCGAGAUUUCUUCCAGAUUUUUUGACUGUGGUGACCAUUCUUGUCCCUCAGCACAUUUAGGCACCUCUCCUAUAACCCUACACUUAUAGGAUGUGCAGACAAAGAGCAAUACAAAUGCUAUUGUUUUAGUAUAUUGUA